AGAAGCGAUCUUGCGCUCCGGGUUUUGCAUUACGAAAUUGCUCUAAACCAAUAAUAGUCAGAGCUCCGCAGAGAAAGAGGGAGGACAAAACAAAACAGUCGCCUUAAAAUCAACACGUUAAUUAAAGCAGGGGUAACGGGGUACGCCGAAAUGGAUGAAGAGGUUAGAGAUCCCGCGUUGGAACAAGCAGAGCAGGGUACCUAGUGGCCUAAGACGAGACUGCAGCACACAUCUAUCCAUGGAAGAAGGCAGAUCCAUCAAAAUCCAGGCUUUGGGGGACCCUUAUGGCAAUGAAGCUGAACGAGCGCUGCGUGGCACAUUAUGCCACUUGCGACUCUCCGGCAGACCACACGGGCUUUCUGUGCAAGCGUGUGGAGCGCCGCCACCACCACCACCACACCAGUUCCUACCACCGCUGCUGGUUCAUCCUCAAAGGCAACUUGCUUUUCUACUUCGAGGAGCAGCAGAGCCGUGAACCCCUGGGUCUCAUUGUGCUGGAGGGCUGCACGGUGGAGCUGUGCGAGGCCGCUGAGGAGUUUGCCUUUGCUAUCCGCUUCGAUGGCAGCGGUGGCAAGGCCUAUGUGUUGGUUGCUGAUUGCCAGGCUGCGAUGGAGGUUUGGGUGAAGGCCCUUUCCAGGGCAAGCUUUGAUUACAUGAGGCUCGUGGUUAAAGAACUAGAGAAGCAGCUGGAGGAAGCGCGGAAGAGCUUGGUCACCUGUCACAAAUCUCCAAAGAGACCUUCCUCUGGCUGGAAGCGACAUCUUUCCAGUUCCACAUCAGUACCCCUCCAGGAGCACCCUGUCAUCUCAGAAAAUGGGUACUCCACAUGGGUCAACGGUUGCACUGUUGCAGGAGCUGUUUUGGACCAUGAUGUGGGGUAUCUGAAACCCCCGCCUUUACCCCCUCGCCGAAGACCAGCUUGCAGCAGUGCAGGUGGAAUGCCUGCUCCAGGCCUUGGUUCUGCUGUGCAGGAAAGCCCGGUGUCUCCAGAGACAGCCUGUUUCUCAAAGUUGCACGAUUGGUACGGUCAGGAGAUAGCAGAGGCGAGGAUGGAAUGGAUGCAAAGCCAGAAUGUAUUGUGAACGUACUGAGAAAAGUAUUUUGGGAUGUGGGGAAGAGGGACGGAAGGAAAGAGAAAAAUAGAUGCAAAACAAGUUUUCACAGACCUCUUGGUGCAUUGUGGAUUUGCUCUUGGCCAACAAAAUUGCCAAAGAACCUAUAUUGCUUUCUGGAAUAGUGGAUUGCAAAUAUGUGUAUGUUCUAGGUUACUCUCAAAAUAUAGUCUCCCCAUGGGGAUCUUGAAAUGCCCAGAAUAUCUCUGAAAAUUACCCAUGCACCAUCUGUAUCUCAAGCAGUGUUAGCAAAAGGCUUUGGCAUAGUUAUUUCACUACUUCUUUCGCACUGUGCUGUAAAGCUCAAGUUGGCACUCUCAUGUUUCAAGUGGCUUCUUAACACAUGAGAGGAAUCUGAAUUUCUGUUGAGCCAUACAAUUCAGUUAAUGACAUUCAAUCUAUAUAUUCCAGUUGCUUUGAGCCUUGUGUUAGACUAAUAAUACUAAUCAUUUAUACAGCACAUUUCAAAUAUCCAAUAAUCUUUACAUACAUUACAUAAAGGUUACUGACAACAAUCUGAAAAGGUGGGCUAGUAUAUUUAUCGCCAUAUGGAGAGCAAAGCAAAUUGCCUAAGACCACCUCUUGCCGAGGUGAAAUUUGAUCCAGUAGUUUCACACUAUUAGUCACAGUGUUGCCCUAGAAUAGACAUUAUAAAAUGCUUCCAAGAUCCAUAACUAAGGAAUCCCCCACUUUUGGGGCUUUUGCUACAUUUUAAGUCAGUAUUUGAAGAUAACCUCUUCAAGAGGCAACAUGACCUAGAUCUGAGUAAGUGAACCAACAAAUUAGGGACAGUUGCUCCCACAUACUAACAUCAUAAUGUGUGACCAUUUAAUUACACGGAAUGCCAGCAGUGGGCAGAGCAGAUGUUAGCAUUGUACUGUAGUCUAGUUUCUACAUGCACUUGCACCUAUCUUUCUAUCCUCCAACUAGACAAGCAAGAAGCAUUAUUGGAGUUCAAGAACCUGCUCUAGCCAGGCAAACACAAUCAGGGUGCAAAGCAGAGCCAGGGAGGAGUGUGGUUUGGGGAAUGUUCUAAGGCCCUAUGGAGAAACCUGGAGAGCCACAUUUGUCCCUUGGCCCUGUUGUUCUGACCUAUACAAUAGUCUCCAAAGGAAGCCGCUAAUGUGUACAGUACAUAGCCCGACUAGGGUGAAGAACAGUAUAAACCUAGACUUUUCAGCCAUCUCAACUGCAAUCACUGAGUUGUGAGUUUUGUAGUCAUAAGUCCAUGAACUUCAAUUUAAAUGAUGCCAAUAGGCACUGGAUUCCUGUUCUAUGGUGUCCAGUAUACACUGCCUUUAUAUCAUAUUGCUGCAUUCUGAUUUUUGGGAUCAGGUUUGUUCUUUAGCAUUCUUGCACAUUAGUGACUUUAACUAUAACUAAUUGGCCAACCAAACCAUUGUUUACAAAGUCAUCCUGGCCUCAGACCAGUGCUGGUAAUAACCAGUUGCAACGUUCAAAUGGAAUGACUAUCCCUGCUGGGAGGGAAGAACCACCAUGACCGUUUUUAAUAUGAUAAAAUCAAGUUACCAUGGCAAAUAAUAUGUCACUUCCAACAGUGAAAAUGGUUAAUGUUUUGAAGGAAGAUAGUAAUAUAUCCACUCCAAAGAAAAAAAUUCUGAUCUGCAAUAAUGUUAGCAGCAGCCAGAAUAUGCCUGCUAAGGUCGUACAACAAAUGGAAGCUAAUAACUUCAUGGUGCUCUACAUACACCCUUGAAUUACACUUUUUGUAUGUUUGCAUGGGUUAUGUUUUACACUUAAAACAAGAAUAUACACUACUGUUUCAUAGUUAUUUGUAGUACAAAUUUAUUCUUGAAUAAACUUUUUAAUAUAUA
Podarcis muralis (Common wall lizard) is the source of this 2947-nucleotide messenger RNA. RefSeq names its product PH domain containing endocytic trafficking adaptor 2 (gene PHETA2). NCBI's taxonomy places the organism in Eukaryota, Metazoa, Chordata, Lepidosauria, Squamata, Lacertidae. The record is from RefSeq and is a predicted model, not a curated record. Gene Ontology annotation, biological process: retrograde transport, endosome to Golgi; receptor recycling; endosome organization. Gene Ontology annotation, cellular component: recycling endosome; trans-Golgi network; early endosome.